AUGCGACCGGCUCUUCUUCGACUCUUGAAGAGGCCGUCCGCCCUCUCCAUCCUCGAUUCGCUCGCAGCUACCCCGAUUGGAAUUGAGCAUUUGGAAUCCAGAUACACGCGUCUGCGGUGCCAGUCGCGAUGCGCUCGGGAAGUAUCUCUCGAUGAGACCAAGGGGAGCUCGUCUACACAGAAGCUUGGAACUACAUUGCAGUCGCAGGGUGAAGGACGGCCCUUCGGCUUUAAAAUUUACGAAAUCGAACUGUCGAACGAAAAGCAUUCCUCCGUCCCUUUACAUCGCGCGGACAAUUCACAUCAAACGGAUACCGCGGGUUAUGUUAGAAACUGUCUCUGGCUACAACAAGAGCAGUUGGAGUUUGAGUCGGAUAUAGGACACACAGAAGACCUCGGAACACGACUAGUGGACAACUCGGCGCAUCGGCACGACUUCGAGCUCUGGGAGGACCUGUUGCGGUUUCGCCAGCGUCAUUAUGGUGACAAAGGCACGCAAGAUAUCUGGGAGGGCCUGACUGUUCGCUUGGAUGGCGUAAAACUUCCUGUCGCCGGCGAACGGGCAGACUUCUUCUGGCAAAGCUUCGUGGACAUGGCACUGAAACGAGAUCUUUUUCUUAAGGAUGUCAUGGAGUAUGCAAUCGAUAUCUGGCAUAAUCAAGGUGCUUGCUGGAACCAACUAUAUCAACAAGUCGUUGGUGGUCUUUUUGACCUAGGAAUGAAAAAACAAGCCAUGAAGUGGCAUAGGAAAUUUCAAGGUUGUGGUCUUGCUCGCCCUGAUGAGGUGGUCAAGGUUCUCCCGUCAGCAAUUCGUCCGAAAAAUCUUCCAGCCAGCGCAAAAUCGUCGACGAAUGUUCAAAGACCACAAACCUUUCACAAACUCUCGUCUGUGCGAAAACUGCUCAUUUCAAUUCCAGGCCAUCAGAUCUAUGGUCGAGCCGUUUUGACCCUUUUACAACAUGGGUUUGGAGAAGAUGCCAUCACGAUGCAUAAACAUCUGGUGCGAUACGAAGAUCAUCCUAACACAUUGGAUGAACUACAGCCCCUCAUGGAAUACGCAAAGAAAUACGGAUUUCGGGAAGAAUUCGAACUACUGCGAGAUUAUGCCAAAACCCGGUUCAAAGAAGAAUUUGCAGCCGCCGAAAGAGGAAUGAAAGCCACGGAAAGGACAGCUUUGAAAGGUGCAGAAGGGAGUGCUGCCAAAGGAAAACCCUUCAAAGAUGACAUUGGGGCUCGGCUAUUUGCGACAAGGGCCCUUAAUUUCGACAUGGUCAUUGGGACGAUGAAAAUGCUUGGCGUAUCAGCAAUCGGGCCACGAACCGUACGUGAAAUGGCCAUCCGAGCUCAGAACAGCCAGGAUAUCCUGGACAAACUCCGAAAGCUUCGGCAAUCCGGAAUCUCCAUUGGAGACACAGUGUUCACGCGCCUAGUCCAGAAGCUAGCUGCGCAAAACCGCGAUAUCCUGCUUUCGGAUCUGUUGAGCAGUGAUCAGCAUCCUGACGUUCUCGAGGACGUUGAAUUGCAGGAAUCACUCCUCGUUUCCUACUACAUGGCCCGUGACUCACGCCAAUACAACAUGUCUCUGGCGGUCUUGGCAGAGUUAUAUCCCAAUGCUCCGGACUUGCUAGAUAUUCACUUCCGCAAACACAUCGCAGCGGGACAAUUUGACGCCGCUUCCAAAGUGGCAGAUGAACUCGCUCUGCUUGGAAGACACCUCAACGAAGUCAGCGUGGAUUACAUGGCAGAUAAAGUCCUGACGGCCCGCCGAAUGAACUCUCGACCACCGCCCGGGAAGCUGCUGUCGACUGCAGGCGAGGUGAUGUUUAUUUUCAAGAUCUUACAGCGCGUGGUCCCCGCAGGAGGCUAUGUCAGCGCGGCAUUCUGGGUGGAGCUGUUGAAGCGGCUUGGCAUGUCAAACAAAUUUGACGAGCUUCGAGAAUGCUGCCUGUGGCUGACACGUGAAUAUUCCCCGACGACUCACCACCAGCGAGGGAAACCGUGGGAUCCCUCUGAACCCGCGGCACCGUUGCCCGUACGAGAUGACCGGAUGCUCAGACUCAUUUUCUCACCGGCGAUGCAGCAUGCCAUCGUCCAUUGGGGCUUCAUGAUCCGUGUGACCUCAAAGAGUGAGUCAAAGCUCGCCUACACGGAUCCCACCUCGGGGACUAAGCUGAUCCCUUGGAUCCGGGGCUUUCUACUACUUCGGGAGCUGGAACAAGCUGGUCUUGGACUCCGGAGGUGGGCGAUUCGCAAUGCGGCUCGGGCUCGGCUAGCGAUGCUAUUCAGCCGAUGGUGUCCUUCCCAGCGACGUAUGACCCGUAUGCUGCGAAGGAACAAUCCUUACAGUCUCCAACGAGUAUCGGCGGAUAUCCUUCAUGCCUGGGGUGAUUCCGCUCUAUUCCACGGAAUGGAAAAGGAAAAUGCCAAGUCACUGGUGAAUCCUCGGCGUACAAAAUAUUCGUUCCGGCGCACUGCGCGAGUGAGAUUGCCGCGGAAGAUGCCACGGUGA
Penicillium atrosanguineum is the source of this 2508-nucleotide messenger RNA. RefSeq lists its product as uncharacterized. The transcript has a single exon. The coding region runs from base 1 to 2508 and encodes 835 amino acids. Lineage: Eukaryota; Fungi; Ascomycota; Eurotiomycetes; Eurotiales; Aspergillaceae. The record is from RefSeq and is a predicted model, not a curated record.